AUGCAUUUUAUUUUUUAUAUUGCUGAAUUUCUUGUUAUGUUAUCACAUGAUACACUUCAUUCAAAACGAGUUAUUAACAUACAGGAUUUAAUAAAACAUUAUGAUUCAUUAUUAGCAAGUGGACAUGAACCUGAAACACAUGUUAAUGGAACACGAGAUGAAACUUUUAGUGCAGCUGUUCUUCGAAUUUUACAUGACGUAAUAUUACGAAUUUUAACUAAUACUCGACAAUUAUGUGGUCAAAUCAAUAUGACAUUAGUUUCUCUUGUAUCCGAUUAUCUUUAUGUACAUAUCACCCAUUAA
Messenger RNA from Rotaria sp. Silwood1, 303 nucleotides. NCBI's taxonomy places the organism in Eukaryota, Metazoa, Rotifera, Eurotatoria, Philodinida, Philodinidae. The record is from the annotation of a GenBank genome assembly.